Paramecium sonneborni is the source of this 531-nucleotide messenger RNA. Lineage: Eukaryota; Ciliophora; Oligohymenophorea; Peniculida; Parameciidae. The record is from the annotation of a GenBank genome assembly.
AUGCAGAAUUAGGAACAAGAUUAGUUUAGACCUGUAACAAUUUAUAAUUUAUAUUCAAAGGCUUUUAUGAUAUUAGAUAAUGCUUCAGUUACAGAUUAAAUCUAUCACAUUUUCUAUUUUCAAUUCUUUAUGAUUUUUGACCGAAAAAGUGAUCCUCCAGUCAACAAAUCAUUCCAACCCUUAAACUUUUAAUCAAUAAUUGGUUGUACUCUUGAUUUUUGCUCAGAAACAGUUCUAAAAUUGUGUACUGAUUUAACAUGUUAUUUGGAAUUGCAAUACCAGAUCUCUCUAAAUGAGUUGCAUCUAUUUUAUUAACAAAUGGAAAUCUAUUUUAUACCACUUAUGACAAAUUAAGUGGUUAAACUGAAUAAAUUAAAUUUAUCAACUCUUAAAGAAUAAAUGAAUGUCCUAUAUGUGAAAAAGAAUGUCAAGUUUAAGGUUUUGCUAGAAUUAGUUGUCCACUAUGUUUAUCAUAAAUUAUUGCAUUUGCUUUCCUACUUAUGCUGGUAAUAUUGUUAUGAUUUUUUUUGA